Molecule: messenger RNA, 1782 nt
Organism: Closterium sp. NIES-67
Lineage: Eukaryota; Viridiplantae; Streptophyta; Zygnematophyceae; Desmidiales; Closteriaceae
Source: the annotation of a GenBank genome assembly
UCAUCAAUCAACGUGAUUCAAAUUGGGAACGGUAGCUGAGAUCAAGAGCUACAACAUAUCCAAGUUUCGCGACAUUCCAACGGCUAGUGUUUUGUCGACGUCGUUUCUUGUGAAGACGACUUUUCUGUCCAGAAUUUCGGAUUUAUAUUUUGAGUAAUUCUAGCUCCUAAGUUCACCUAGACUCUGUCCUUAAUCCUAACAAGUGGUAUCAGAGCAAUAUUAAGGACAUUGAGAGGAGUCUACAGAAGUUUGAAGACCCUUCUAGACCCACCAUGGCCUGUGGGUGUGCCUAAGUGGUGUUCUAAAGGUUGGAUGUGUCUUCCGCUAAGGGGAAACUCUGCCGAAAUUUCGUGGACGCCGACACUUGUGAAAAUAUCGAGGGAGCUGAGUGUGGACAGCAAAGGGGAGCUGAAAUUCGUCAUUUCUCAAGGAGAAGAUGAAUGAGAGAGGAGGAGAUGCUAAUGGAAGAGGAGCUGUAGCUGAGAAGACAAGUGAGCCGCCGCCAUCAAAAGUUGAAGCUUUGGAUGGCUCCAACUAUGAGGAAUGGAGCGGACGGAUGAGGAGUGCCUUCAAACGCUACAAGCUCCUGAAGAUUGCUGUUGGGGAAGAGAAGAUGCCGGAAGAAGGCGAAGCACGUGAACGGUGGAUUGAGAAAAGCACGGUGCUUUUCGACCUCAUCCUUCAAUCGGUCAACAAGGAGAUGUUCGAGCACAUCAAGGAUCUUCUUGGGAAGAAGGUGCUGUGGAGUCUGGAAGAGGAGACCAGCUGCAUCAAGGACCUGUGGCAGCUGCCCAUCAUCCCAUGGAAUGGGAAGACUCCAACAGCAGCAACGGCAGCAGCGGCAAAGGCAACAGCAGGAGGAGAUGCAACUGCACCAACUGAUGGGGUCCUGGAAGCAGUCAAGAAAGUGCAGCAGCAGCAGACACAUGGUGAGGUGCUUGCUGGUGUGGAUGCAAGUGCGGCAUGGGCUAAGGCUUCACCAAGGAGUGGAGAGGCCGAUUGGGAGACAUGGCAUGAGAGGCUGUGUCAUGUGAACUUCCCUAUGCUGCAGAAGUUGGUGAAGGAUGGGAGCCUGAAGGGCUUGGAGGUGAAAGGGGGAGUGAAGGAGAUUGGGAGCUGCCCUACAUGCUUGGAGACCAAGUUCUCCAAUGCUCCAGCUGUGAAUAUGCUGAGGGCAUUUGGGUGCAUGGUAGUGUUUCAUGUGCCUAAGGAGAAAAGAGGGAAGUUGGAGGCUUCUGGAAGAUGGGGUGUGCACUUGGGGAUUGCAAAGGAUCACAAGGGGUGGCUGCUAUGGGACUUGACCACCCAGAAGUUGACAGUGUCAAGGGAUGUGAAGUUUCUUGAGUCCCUGUACUACAAGGAAUGGAAGCAGCAGCAACAGAAGCUUCCAUCUACACCGCUCAUUGUGGAGGCAGAUGAGGUGCAGCAGCCUUCAAGACAGGUGGAGGUUGCAGUGUCAGAGGAGGAGAUGUCUGGGGUGACUGAGGAAGGGGGAGCAGCUGAAGUAGAGCAGCAGCAACAGCAACAUGAGUCUCCACCUCGAGUUCCACACCCGCCUGAGCGACCUAGGAGGGAUGUGCGCCCUCCUGUGAGGCUGACCUAUGGGGGAAGAGGCAAGCCAAAUGUGGUGCAGGCUGGGAGUGUGGUUGAGCAGAUUGAGGAAGAUGAGAUCGCUCACUGCUACUGGGCACCAAUCCCUGAGCCCAAGACUUGAGAGGAGGCCUUGAAUGGACCAAAUGGGGAGAAGUGGAAGGCGAGUGAGGAUGAGGAGUUCGGGUCCCU